This is a messenger RNA of Papaver somniferum (opium poppy), 699 nucleotides long. Its product is annotated as proline--tRNA ligase, cytoplasmic-like. Gene Ontology annotation, biological process: prolyl-tRNA aminoacylation. Lineage: Eukaryota; Viridiplantae; Streptophyta; Magnoliopsida; Ranunculales; Papaveraceae. The record is from RefSeq and is a predicted model, not a curated record. Gene Ontology annotation, cellular component: aminoacyl-tRNA synthetase multienzyme complex; cytoplasm. Gene Ontology annotation, molecular function: proline-tRNA ligase activity; ATP binding. Bases 1 to 699 code for a protein of 232 amino acids. The transcript is spliced from 2 exons.
AUGUUUGAUAUCAACUUUGAGAAUUACAAGGGAGAAAGGCAAAUGGUGUGGCAAAAUUCUUGGGCAUACAGCACUCGAACGAUUGGAGUGAUGGUGAUGGUUCAUGGAGAUGACAAGGAAUUAGUAUUGCCACCUAAAGUUGCAUCUGUCCAAGUCAUAGUUAUUCCCGUGCCUUACAAAGAUGCUGACACUCAAGCCAUCUGUGAUGCUUGUUCUGAAACUGCUAGAGAGUUGAAUAGAGCCGGUUUCCGUGCUGAGACAGAUCUAAGAGACAACUACUCACCUGGUUGGAAGUAUUCACACUGGGAGUUGAAAGGAGUUCCCUUGAGGAUUGAGAUAGGUCCAAAGGAUAUGGCCAGAAACCAGAUUAGAGACCUACUGGACAAUGUCCAACAAAGCCUAUUUGAUGCUGCAAAGAAAAAACGUGAUGCUUGUAUUACGGUAGCUAAGACAUGGGAAGAGUUUACCGCGGCCUUAAAUGAGAAGAAGAUGAUCUUAGCUCCUUGGUGUGAUGAGGAGGAAGUCGAAAGAGAUGUUAAAGAACGUACCAAGGGUGAGACGGGAGCAUGCAAGACUCUUUGCACCCCUUUCGAUCAGCCAGAGCUCCCAGAGGGGACGCUGUGCUUCGCGCCUCUGGAAAACCCGCCAAAAAGUGGACUUACUGGGGCAGAAGCUACUAGUCCAAAUGGUGUUCUUUGA